GCUUCUGCAAUGGCAUCGCACAGUGUGAUCGUGACCACCCAGGCCACGCCCAGCACCCAGGACCCCAAUCCCCAGCCCCAGCCUCCUGUCACCCAAACGCCCAGCCAGCCUGGCACCCUGACGUCGCCCAGAUCCAUCAACUGCUCAGUGCCUACCGCCACAGAGUUCCUCCGCCACCAGGCCCCGCCCCCUGCCUUCAGGCCUGCCCCGGACUUCACCCCAUCAUUCUUCACCAAUGGCCAUGGGACAGCUUUGUUCCGACCCGGUUUCCCAAGCUACCCAGCUCACCACCACCCGUCUGUGUUGCCUCAUGCUCCGAUCACGGCCAGCACCACUACAAAUGGAGAGUUUGGGCCCACAGAUCUUAGUAUGAAGAAGUCGACAAACAAAGGCCAGCUGAGCUCCUCGGAGGUCACCGCCAUCAAGCAGCUCAUCGCCGGCUAUCGUGAGUCGGCUGCCUUCCUCUACAGGUCAGCAGACGAGCUGGAGCAGCUACUGCUGCAGCAGAACUGAGCAACUAGCAGCAGCAUAGAGCAGCAACAAUUCUGAACAAUCCCUGCGCUGUCAUCCUUCAAGUCCCUGCAACAGAGGAAAGUGAAAGGAGUCAAGUUUUGUUUCAAGAGAUCUUUCUACAAGCAUGUAGAUUCAUUUUCUCUUCCCUACGAAGAGAAGAGAGCUUUUAUCAACCACCUUGAUGACUGGAUUGUUUUAGCGAGAUUUUGCUAUGUGUAAAAGAAUGGAGAAAAAUGUGGUUCCUAGUUUUCACAUCCUUCCGUAAUGUAGAUUUAUGGGCUUGGAUUUUAUUAUCAGUACUCAGCUCUUGCCACUUAAAUUCUUACAUGAUAAGAACAAAAUUAUUUUGUUGAAACUGGUUGUUUUUCCCCAAUUUUAGAAAUAUUCCCUCAUCAUGCAUCAAGAUAUCUUUUUGAAAUAUAGCUCACUUUUAAGCCUUUUCAGGGCAAGUGUAGUUUCAAUGGCCUUAAUGAAAUGAUGUAUAGUCCUCUCAGCACCUUUGGGAAUAAUUCAUUGCUAAUUUAUUUUUAAAUGAGUUUUAACUCUGCAAGUCUUUAUAGAACUCAAAGUAACUUCCUUACAACUGCAUCGAUGUUGCAGUGCAAUGACAAGGCCAACAUUAGUUGUAGUUGCAGCAAAGCUCAUUGUCAAUGAGGUGGAUGAAAAUAUGGAAUCGACUGACAGAAUGCUAUCUGGUUCAAGAGAUUUAUGUCACUGGGGAAUAUUAUGUGAGAAAAACCAAUGCUCUGAGAUUGUGCAUUGCUAAUCAAUCCAUGAAAGGAGAGGUGAGCACUGAAAUGUGGGAAAGACUGUGAUGGCCAACACGUGUUUUGUAUCUAGUUUGUGAAAAGAGAAGAUAUGAUUUUGAUAUCUCCAAGAACAGGAGAAAUUUCAGUCAUUUUACCUAUAUAUUUUGAGGUGCAAUCACUAGUUCAGUCAAGCUUAGUCUCUUCCUAUUGUGUGAGUAAGAGAGUCUGGUUACAUUGGUGCGAACAGCAAAACAGAACGGAGUGACAGUGUCCUGUCUAUUUUUAACACAUGGUUCAGUCAUUCAUUAUACUUGAUCUAAUCUUUUUUGUGUAAAAUAAAAGAGUGUAAUCCAGAUUGAUAAUCUGAAACCACAACUUGCCUUUGUGAGCUUUAUCAUUCUUUGUACAUGUAUUUUGUCAUAUUUGACAAAAUAUCAAUGUAAUUAUGGCUUGUAUUGAAUGAAAAGAGCCAUGUUUCAUCUAUACCGUUGUGAAAUUACUAUGAUCUUUUGAAGUAAAAAUACUUUGCUUGCAGCUGUGGUGAAGCAGUUCAUGUUUCCACAGAUUUUUUCACCUUUUAUUAAAGCCUCUCAAUGACAGACUGUAUGUUUUAAUAUGAUCUUGUUACUGUUAAGUCUUAAAAAUAGUCUUGUGUAUUGUCUUGUCAAUAUUUUGUCUGUCUGUCUUACAGGAAAUGAAAGACAGCUUGUGCUAUUUCUUGUGCUUUCCCCCCCCCCCCCCCCUCUUGUUACGACAUCUUCAUUGUAGUGAGAUAAUAUCUGUGUUUGGAGUUCAGAAUACAUUUUUAGGCAGUUGAGUCGCUGGCUUUGAAACUUGAAACUGUACAUAAAGGAUUUGCUUGGUAUUUCUUUGUGUAUUUUAGAAUGCCUGAGCGUGUUUGGAUGGUAAAAGAUUAAAUGAUGGAUAAAAAGAUAUGUUAGUGGUAUUUGUUGCAAAUGCGUGUAUAUGCACUUUACAUCAUGUAUGUAUACAUAUUUGUGAUCGAUUAUGUGGAUGAAUCCAAAGAGGUUUUUGAGUGGAAAAAUGGAUGCCCUCUUAGCUGCCAUGGCAAAGCUGAUCACAAAUGGCAUUUUUUUCUAUGUUUUCAUGACAUAUUUUGUUGAGACUAUAAAAGUGAACCUCAGAUCACCCUUAUUAGUAUCUCUAGAUUGCAGAUUCUCUGAGAAUACUGUAAAAAAGAAUAACGUAACACUUUGCAGUCACACAGCCAGCAGCACAAAAUACUCCAUCCGGUCACUGAACCAGGAGAGUGACUGCAACAGAAUUCUCGAGUCUGGCGCAGAACUACGCUAGGUGGCCAGAAUGCAUAAUUUUCACCAGGGCAUUGCUGCGCCAAGUGACCGCAAAGUGUUUAAGAUCAGCUUUAAUUGCAACAUUCUUAAACAUAAAGAUUGUUCUUUUAAGACUGUAUUCUCUCUUGUCAUCUUACUUCUUUACCUUUCAUAAUCCUGUAUGUGUUUCUUUUGAUGUUCAUAGAAAUUUGGCAAUUCUAACCUUUUUUAAAUCUGUAAAUGUGAUUUUCAAGAAUAGUUGCAGUUUGCUCAAGUAAAAUGAUUAUAAGUAUUCAUAUUUUCCAAAUUAGAUCAUAUGUCAGUCAUUGAUUUUAUCAAAAAUUUAUCUCACAUUCCUGUUACCUUGAGAGUUUGUUUACAAAAACUUUUGUGUUUCAAGAGUAAGCACAGUAAAUCUUGAAAUAUUUUUCAACAUUACUAAUAUUCACAAAUCUCUAAUUUAGUUUGUUCUAGUCAUUUAGAUAACUGACAACGUAUCAUGUUUAAAUUGUCAUGUUAAUUUUUUUCUGUUCCAAGCUCAGAUAUGAAAAUUAAAACUGAAACAUUUGUAGCUAUGUGCUAAUAGAUAUAUAUGUUUCCAAAUUUGUAGUGCCUUCAUUCGCAAAGGGGAGGAGAGAAUAUGAAAAAUGCAUAAUACUAAUAACUGGAUUUACAUGAUUUCAAAUUUUAAUGUAGCUGCUCCAUGAAGUAAGAUUGAAUGAUAUUUUAGAAAUAGUAUUAGUAUUGUAUUUGGUUGUAUGAGUUUCUAUACUGAACAGCAGUAUGGUUAUGGUAGCGAAGUGAAAAGAUGAAAGUGACAGUGUGAAUGUUUGUGUUAAACGACAAGGAUAAAUGCGUUUGUAGCUCUUUUAAACUGGAGACUCUAAAUUUAUUUGUAGAGAAUAAAGAUGGCUUUCAACUUAAAGCUUUCAGUGUGUUUAUGACUGAUAGUGUUUUAGGGUUGGGCAUCCUGUGUGCAAGUCUUAUAAACAAUUUUACUCCCUAGUUUUGUGUUUUUGUAAUCUAGAAAAACUCUGGUAAAAGGCUUGUAUGUUAUAUAUAUUUAAAUGACAGUCUGAACUCGAUGAAUGUAUGUUUGUUGCAUACGAUGCUUUCAAAUAUUGAUUGUUUAAUAUUUUCUCUUGCCUUUUGGUGUACUGGGUUGUGCAAUGAGACAUGCCUUUCUCUCUUGUUAUUUUUGUCAUACUUGUUAUUAAUUUCAUCAUAUUAGACAUUGCCAUCAGGGUGUGCAAUCUUACUCUCUGUGUUAGUCAACAUGAUAUUGGCUCAAACUGAGGUAGAAACACAAGAAGCACUAUAAGAAAUUUCUUGUCUAAAUAAGAUUGCAGAUUCUUUCAUUUUUCUUUCAUUUUUUCUCAUCAAUAGGACUAAUUUAACUUAACUUCCUUUAACUGUAAAAAGUGGUAGCUUCUGUACCAUGACUUAAACUAAAGACAAAGACAUAAACUCUCUUCCGCAAAACUUCAAUUAGAUCCUUACUAAAAGAAAAGGUAGACAUGAGGGAGCAACAAAAUGCAUAUGUGUACUAAAUAAAGAUGAUAUAACAUGUUAUCAUUAAUGAGUUUAUGUUAUAUAUAUUAAUAUAUCCAUGUAUGUUUGAAAUACUUUUGUCUAACAUCCAAACAAUCAGCUUGUUGAAAUUCUUUUAACUUGAUAAGCUAGAUUAUGCCUGCCAGCAUAAGUUAAUUGUAUGCUCUCUCAUCAUGUAAUAUAUAUUUAACUGUAAGCACAGAUUAUUUUCCCUUUGGUUUUGUACAGCAUCUGUGAAGUGCCCAAAGCUGUAUGCUAUUCAGGUAUUUAAUUUUAUAUUGCUCUGUUUAAUGAUGGGCAUAAAGUAUGCACAUUAUGUAAAAAUGUAAAUCAAAGAAUUUAAUCUGAGAGCUUUUGUAGCUUUUAUGUUUCUUUUCUAUCCAUUCUAGCUCUCUCACCAACUUUUCCUUCUCCCUUUUUUUACUGUAACUCAACAGCCCAGCUUUCCUCUUACUGUAAAAGUCAGCAAUGCAGGUGCAAUAUUUAAUGUUCUCUUUUCAGUUAUGUUGUAAUACCUGAAAAUGUGUGAUGAAAGUGACAGAUGCCAAAUGACCCAACUCACUUUUUAAACAUUCCUGACCAAGUGAUGUAUGUUGUAUUUGAACAUUUCACCUUGACAUAAUCCUGAGAUUUAUAAUAUUCACAUUUUAUUCUGAAAUGAAGUUUGAUCCUGAGAAAUCUGUGGCUUUAUGUAAGUUGUUGCACAAAUUGAGGCAUAAUGUAAGCAUAUAGUCUGCCCCUGAUGUUUAUGUUCAUCUUAACAGUUACAAGAAAAGAACUGUGAGAUCCCCCUUGUAAAUCAUAAUUGUUAGAAAAUUUACAAUUGAAAAAAAAA
Messenger RNA from Aplysia californica (California sea hare), 4940 nucleotides. RefSeq names its product nucleolar protein 4-like. The record is from RefSeq and is a predicted model, not a curated record. Lineage: Eukaryota; Metazoa; Mollusca; Gastropoda; Aplysiida; Aplysiidae.